CUGGGAUCGGGGGCCGGGAGGAGUCGCCGCCGGGUCCCUGCGCCGCCGUCGAGCGCAGACCCGGGGGAAGCGGAGAGAGGCGCCGCCCGCCCCGUCCAGCCGCCGCGCGCAGGCACUGCAAAGUCAGCUUUGAUCUGUGAGGUGGGGUCUCCUCAUCCCAACUGCUCAGCCACCACCAGGACCAAACUGGAGACUGUCCCCUCCAACCAUGACCUGCCCCUGAUCUAACCCUUACUCACCUCCUUCCUGUUGCUUAAAAAACCUUCCCACGUUCUCCAGACUCAGCCCUUCCUCUGUGUCCAUCCUCCGUGGGACACCUCCUUUUCCGUAGUCUUCUCCUCAUGGUACCUUCCUUCCUUCCUUAUCUCUUAUUGGGGUCCUAGGAAAUGCCAGCACCCCACCCACCUUGUCUGCUCUUUUCAACACCCCCUAACUGUACUCUGUCAGAUUGCAACUCUCUCCCAUAUAUUUGGUGUGUCUUCUAGUACAUUCAACUCCACUGUUACUUGGCCUGGCCACACUCCCUACAGCCUAUACAAAUAUCUCCCUCUUACACUGUCCACCGACGCCCUCAUCCCUUUAUUAACACUCCCCUCAGCCAAUUUUUGUUACCCCAAUAAUCCCUCACUUAUGCUUUGACUGGAUAUAUAAACAGCCGCUCGACAAAGCCCUUUAUUAAUCCUGCCAUCCCCAAAACCUCCCUCCUGUCAUAAUUCAUCCCUUCCUCCAACUUUCCCCUCUCAAGCUCCACCCUCCCCUGCCUAGCCUGGCCCACGAUUCACGGUUAACCUCAUCUCUUCUCUGUGGACUGUGUCCAACUAUGUUCCCCUGAGCCUCUAAGGAGGGGCUGGGGGCCCGAUGGCCUCCCGCCUCCCAUGGCCCUACAGCCCCCGUGGGCCAGGGGAAGCUCCUCGAAAGCCCCAGGGCCGAGCAUGGGCAACCGCACGUGGGAGGGCUGCCACGUGGACUCACGCGUGGACCACCUCUUCCCACCAUCCCUCUACAUCUUCGUCAUUGGCAUGGGGCUGCCCACCAACUGCCUGGCCCUGUGGGCCGCCUACCGCCAGGUGCGGCAACGCAACGAGCUGGGUGUGUACCUGAUGAACCUGAGCAUCGCUGACCUGCUGUACAUCUGCACGCUGCCGCUGUGGGUCGACUACUUUCUGCACCACGACAACUGGAUCCACGGCCCCGGCUCUUGCAAACUCUUCGGGUUUAUCUUCUAUACCAACAUCUACAUCAGCAUCGCCUUCCUGUGCUGCAUCUCAGUGGAUCGCUACCUGGCUGUCGCCCACCCACUGCGGUUCGCCCGCCUGCGCCGCGUCAAGACGGCUGUGGCUGUGAGCUCUGUGGUCUGGGCCACGGAGCUGGGUGCCAACUCGGCACCCCUGUUCCAUGACGAGCUCUUUCGUGACCGCUACAAUCACACCUUCUGCUUCGAGAAGUUUCCCAUGGAAGGCUGGGUGGCCUGGAUGAACCUCUACCGGGUCUUCGUGGGCUUCCUCUUCCCGUGGGCCCUAAUGCUGCUGUCCUACCGUGGCAUCCUGCGGGCUGUGCGGGGCAGCGUGUCCACGGAGCGCCAGGAGAAGGCCAAGAUCAAGCGGCUGGCUCUCAGCCUCAUCGCCAUUGUACUGGUCUGUUUCGCGCCCUACCACGUGCUCCUGCUCUCACGCAGUGCCGUCUACCUGGGCCGUCCGUGGGACUGUGGCUUUGAGGAACGUGUCUUCUCAGCAUACCAUAGUUCACUGGCCUUCACCAGCCUCAACUGUGUGGCGGACCCCAUCCUCUACUGCCUUGUCAACGAGGGUGCCCGCAGCGAUGUGGCCAAGGCCCUACACAACCUGCUCCGCUUCCUGGCCAGUGACAAGCCACAGGAGAUGGCCAAUGCCUCACUCACCCUGGAGACCCCGCUCACUUCCAAGAGGAACAGCAUGGCCAAGGCCAUGGCAACUGGCUGGGUGGCAGCGUUGCCUUCCCAGGGGGACCAGGUGCAGCUAAAGAUGCUGCCGCCAGCCCAGUGAACCUCUGCAAGCCCCAUCCUGCACAGCCUUCCCUCCUGGUCUGGUGUAUGUAAACUGUAUGUAAAUAAGGCUGUGUUAAUAUAAGAAAAUAGGAAACCAGCAAGGUUGGUGUGUUACUGGUCAACCAUUAUCCUCCAACAUAACCCCCUAGCAAUUCAGCUGAACUGUGCCUAGCCUACUGACAAGAGGGUGACAAAUGACAGCCUGACGCUACCCUCACACGGUCCCACUCCAAUGGGAGAGGCAGACCUGUCCCUGGAUAGUGAUGACCCAGUCUGGGCAGGGUUCGAACAGGGAAGCUUACAGGGCAUCUGACCCAGUCUGGGGGCCAGGGCUUCC
Molecule: messenger RNA, 2360 nt
Organism: Manis javanica (Malayan pangolin)
Lineage: Eukaryota; Metazoa; Chordata; Mammalia; Pholidota; Manidae
Gene: GPR4
Product: G protein-coupled receptor 4
Biological process (GO): G protein-coupled receptor signaling pathway
Cellular component (GO): membrane
Molecular function (GO): G protein-coupled receptor activity
Source: RefSeq, a predicted model, not a curated record